CUGUCCAGCGCCGCCGAGGACCGCAAAGCCCGCCUCGCCGCCCUCAAAUCCCUCAAGCGCAAACAACCCUCCGAGCCCACAGAAUCAAACGACCAUACCACCCUCACAGAACAACUCCCUAACCAAGACGUAUCCUCCAUAAUCCUCUCCGGCCGAAACUACGACGCCACAACACGCGCCCCUAAACUCGGCUUCGAAAACGACCCUUCAGCUCAAGAAAACACCCUAGAGAGAAAAGCACACGAGCUAGCCGAAGCCACAAAGAAGCAAGCAGAGCAGGAAGACCACCAUGACAAACCUUUGGAUCUUUUCAAGCUGCAGCCCAAGAAGCCGAAUUGGGACUUGAAGCGUGAUCUGGACCGCAAGUUGGCCGUGCUGAAUGUGCGCACCGACAAUGCUAUUGCAAACUUGGUCAGGCAAAGGAUUGCCGCUACACAGGCAGAGAAGAGAAAGGCUACUGGUGUGACCAAUAACGAGGGAGAAGCUAUGGGCAUGGAAGGUGCAGAGUUGCUUGAGGCUACCAAUCUGAGGGAGAAAGAAGACGAAGAGGAGGCUAGGAGGGAGGAAGAA
Molecule: messenger RNA, 570 nt
Organism: Aureobasidium namibiae CBS 147.97
Lineage: Eukaryota; Fungi; Ascomycota; Dothideomycetes; Dothideales; Saccotheciaceae
Exons: 1
Cellular component (GO): post-mRNA release spliceosomal complex; U2-type spliceosomal complex
Source: RefSeq, a predicted model, not a curated record